Molecule: messenger RNA, 1293 nt
Organism: Lepus europaeus (European hare)
Lineage: Eukaryota; Metazoa; Chordata; Mammalia; Lagomorpha; Leporidae
Product: beta-1,3-galactosyl-O-glycosyl-glycoprotein beta-1,6-N-acetylglucosaminyltransferase 7-like
Exons: 3
Coding region: 1-1293 (430 amino acids)
Cellular component (GO): membrane
Molecular function (GO): acetylglucosaminyltransferase activity
Source: RefSeq, a predicted model, not a curated record
AUGAGUCAGCUUCGAGCCACAAAGUCUGGACUGGUCAUGUGCACUGUCAUCUGUGUCUUCAUUUUUAUUUAUUUAAGGAAUCCAAUUCCUGAGGACCCGGAGGAGGAACCCACCUACCCAGCAGUAGUAGAAUGUGGUUUUUACCCAGAUGAACUGUGUUCAGCUUUAUUUGAAGGCAAAGGGGCAGCCCCUCAAAUUGCCAAAUUCUGUAAAAAUCCUCAUCGAUCUGAAAUACUUGCUCGUUUACGCAGCCCAGGAAACUGCUCCAGGAUCUCCCAUGGGCUGCGUUUCAUAACCAGGCCCCUGUCUGCCGAAGAGGGCGCGUUCCCUCUGGCGUACAUCAUCACUGUCCCUAAGGAGCUGGCCACCUUUGUGCAGCUGCUCAGGGCGACGUACGCCCCCCAGAACAUUUACUGCGUUCACCUUGAUGAAGAGGCCCCAGAGCAGCACAGGACCGCUGUGCGAACGCUUGCCGACUGCUUUGAGAACAUGUUGAUUUCAUCUGCGAGAGAGGAGGCAGCUGACGCUGGCUUCACAAGACUACAGGCAGAUAUUAACUGUAUGAAAGAUCUAGUCCAUCCCAGAUUUCAGUGGAACUAUGUCAUUAAUCUCUGCGGACAGGAUUUUCCAAUUAAAACCAACAAAGAAAUCAUACACUACCUCAAAAGCAAAUGGAAUGAUAAAAAUAUCACUCCUGGGUCAACCCAGCCACCAAACAUUAAAUCUAAGACAAGUCCAAGUCACCCCAAAUCUAGCCCUGAAGAAUACAUCCAUGUGUCUCCAAAUAAUAGGUUCAGAGCCAAGCCACCCCAUAACCUAACAGUUUAUUCUGGAAGCGCUUACUUUGCACUUACGAGAAAGUUUGUAGAGUUCAUACUGACUGACAUCCGUGCAAAAGACUUGCUUCAGUGGUCCAAACACAUCGACAGUCCAGAGCAACACUACUGGGUGACCCUGAACCGGCUAACAGAUGCUCCAGGUGCCACUGCGAGUGCUGGCUGGGAAGGACACAUCCGAGCUAUUAAAUGGAGAAAUGAGGAAGGAAGCGUUCAUGACGGAUGCAAAGGUCACUAUGCGCAGGACACCUGUGUGUACGGACCAGGAGACCUGCCGUGGAUCAUUCAGUCGCCGUCUCUAUUUGCUCACAAAUUCGAGGCCUCGGCAGACCCGCUCGUGGUCACGUGCCUGGAGAGGCGGCACAGACUCAAGGUUCUACGGCAGGCAGAAGUCCCCGUGGAGCCGCACUGGCACUUCCAAGAGGAGAGUCCUUUCAACAUGAGGCUGGACUGCUAG